Oldenlandia corymbosa var. corymbosa is the source of this 2078-nucleotide messenger RNA. Lineage: Eukaryota; Viridiplantae; Streptophyta; Magnoliopsida; Gentianales; Rubiaceae. The record is from the annotation of a GenBank genome assembly.
AUUAACUGGAGUUUCAGUAAUUCACCAAUGGAAUAUACAUAGCUAAAAUGACAAAAAAAAAAAAGAAGAAAAACUAAAAAUUGAUUUGGCCCCUCCUUCCAUAUUCCCACAAUCCGCAAUAUUAGCCCCUCCUUCCUCCCCUAAUCUAGUUUUCCCACUUGUCCUUUCCUUAAACACAGUCUGAUUCCUUUGUACUUAUAAACCAUGUUUCACUUCUUCCCCUUCUUCUUCUCUUCCUCCUCAUUACAUUGGAAUUAUUACUGCUCCCAAAUCUUGAAUAUGCCAACUUCUGAAGUUUGGUUCUUUUGUUUCACUAUCAACUGAGUUGGUUUUUCUCAUCCAAAUUUUAGCCCUUUUUCUAUUUUUACCAGUAAAGAUCAAAUUUUUAUUUGCCGCUGGUGGUAGUUGUGGUGUGUAAAUUGUUGGGAUUUCUUUGGAUGUUCUGAAAAGGAUUGAAACAGAAAAGAAGAUGAGGGAUUUCCCAUCUUGUUUCAGUGAGAAUGGUGUUCAAGUUGCGGAUGCUUCUGGCAAGAGUUUAGGUAUAAGUAGAUCCUCUCCUCAGAAUUUGGUUACUUGCAUUCAUCAGUGUAAAUUGCUUGGUAGAACUUGCCAUGUUACUAUUGUUUGGAGUAGGAACUUGAUGGGUCAUUGUCUUAGUGUAGAGAUUGAUGAUUUGUUUCAUCGUUGCCUCUGUAAAGUUGAUGUGAGGCCUUCUUUAUUCUCAAAAAGAAAAGGGUCCAAGUGUUUUGAGGUUUAUUCGAGUAGAAUUGACUUGUACUGGGACCUUUCUGCAGCAACAUUUGGAUCUGGGCCAGAGCCUUUGGAGGGUUAUUAUAUUGCUGUUGUGUGCAGAGGGGAGAUUGUUUUGUUUGUUGGGGAUCUGAAGAAAGAAGCUCUGAAGAAGACUAAUGCAAUCCCUUCAAAUUCGAGUCCAUUCUUUGUUUCAAAAAGGGAGCAUCUUUUUGGCAAGAGGGUUUAUGGUACUAAAGCUCAAUUCUGGGAUAAUGGUCAAAUUCAUGAACUCAAAAUUGAGUGUGAUACUCAUGACAUUGAUGAUCCUUCCCUUAUGAUACAUAUUGAUCGUAAACCGGUGAUGCAAGUGAAUCAUAUACAUUGGAAAUUCAGGGGAAAUUUCACCAUCUUGGUGGAUGGUCUUCCUGUGGAAGUCUUAUGGGAUGUUUAUAAUUGGUUUUUUGGAAGUGCUGGCUAUGGAAAUGCAGUUUUUGUGUUUUGGAGUUGUCAAUCAGCAGAGAAGUUGUGGAGAAGUCCUAACUGGGAUGAUGAGUAUUAUGUGCAUUCUUUGCUUUCAUCUGCAGGUUAUGGUGAAUCUAAGAAACAAACAGGUCCUGAUUUUUCAUUGGUUUUGUAUGCGUGGAAGAACGAAUAGAGAGAGUAGAAACCGUAGAUUCUUUCUUUGAACUCUGUUAACAGCAUCACUAGUUCAAGAAAUUUUGAAAGUUUUGAUGAUGGAGUAGAAGAAGCCAUGAAUUCUGUUUCUUUAAGCCUAUCUGGUUAAUUUUUAUACUGAAUUUCAUUGCUUGGAAGAUAUUUAGUAUGAAGGAUUAUUUUCUUUUUCAACAUAUUUUGCUAGCUAGUGGUAGAUUUGUUUUUGAUCAUUCUUUCCAUUCAAUUUGAACCAGCUGCUCUGAAACAUAUUGAAUGCCCUGCUUGAAUCACAAAUUUUGUGCCAUUUUUCUUUUUUCUUUCUUUUUCUGAUUACCACAAUAUUGGUCUGCAACAUUGAUGAACUAACAAUCAAAAUACACAUUUUCUUUACCAUUGCUUCCGUGCCAAAAAUUUGCAGAAUGUCAAUCUCAGACAAUGCUCACCACAUGCCAUAUGGAUCAAUGAAAAGUUUGCUUCUGUGCUUACAAUUACAGGUCACAUUUAGCAAGAAUAACACUGUUACACAGUUUGACCCUAUUCAGGAUAAUAUAGGUUAGGUACUUAGGUUACCUAACUGUCUUGUGAUCUUUAAGCUGCAAAUGUUGUCAGAAAUGCUCUUGUAUAGGUUUUAAAUUGUAUAUUCUAGCUUCAUCUUCUUUGAGCAUUCUCUUUUCAUCCAGUAUUUCUCUUCA